AUGGGGCGCCAGUGCUGUGGAAGUACUGGGCAUGCUCAGGGAGUGUGCAAAGUUGGAGCCGGAGGACUUAAGGAGUUCCGAAUGGGUCAGUGGUGGACACUUGAAAAGGUAUGGCGUAGUCUGGAAACAAGAAAGGACUUGUCCGCAAUGGAAGUCGUGAGUAAGUGUUCUCCAAACACGGAGUGUGGAAACAGAAUUUGGGGUUAUGUUUGCAGCUGUAAGACUGGCUAUGACGGAGAUGGAUACACCAACGGCACGGGAUGCACAAAAACUAAUAAAUGCGCAGGUUUCAGUUGCUUCAAAACUUUACCAAUAAUCACAGGGGUAUUUGGGACAGCAAUAGCUGUGCUACUCGUCGGUGGAGGUCUCUUCUGGAUUUUGAAGCUAAGAAAAUCCAAGCGCGACAAGAAAAAUAACUUCAAAAGGAACGGGGGGGAUCGUUUGGAAAAAUUAAUUUCAUUACGAGGAGUAGAAAGCGUGAAACACUUCUCUUUGAACGAGAUCGAGAAAGCCACAAAUAAAUUCUCUCAGAAUUUGAUCCUGGGAUCUGGUGGCUACGGCACCGUUUACAAAGGCACUCUCACCAAUGGACUUCUUGUGGCUGUCAAGAGGUCAAAGCAAGUUGAUUCCAAACAAAUCGACCAGUUUAUCAAUGAAGUUUGUAUUUUGAGCCAAAUUAAUCACAGAAAUGUGGUAGAGUUACUCGGCUGCUGCUUGGAAACCUCGGUUCCUCUGUUGGUUUAUGAAUACAUUUCUAAUGGAACAUUGUUCGAUCAUCUGCACGGCAACAAGCAAAAGCGGCAGCAAAUUCCAUGGGAGAAGCGACUGUGCAUAGCCAUUGAGACUGCAGAAGCUUUGUCAUACUUGCACUCUGCAGCGUCAAUACCCAUUGUCCACAGAGAUGUCAAAUCUUCAAACAUUUUACUGGAUAAUGAUUGUAAUCCAAAAGUUGCAGACUUCGGAAUGUCUCGUCUAGUGCCGAUGGGACAAACGCAUAUCACUACAGUUGUGCAGGGAACUCUGGGUUAUUUGGAUCCUGAGUACGUUCAGACAGUUCAGCUUACAGAGAAAAGUGAUGUGUACAGCUUUGGGGUUGUUCUGGCAGAGCUUUUGACGGGGCUGAGACCUGUUUCGUAUGAAAGGAUGGAUAACCACAGCAACUUGGCCAUAUAUUUCCUUUCCACUGUAAAUACGAUGGGUUUUGGGGAAAUCAUAGAUCCUCGUCUUGAUGUGAAAGAAGGUAAAAACAGGGAGUCGAUGAGAAGAGUGGCGGCGCUAGCGAAAGAAUGCCUUAGCGUUGAAGGGGAGAAGAGACCUUCGAUGAAAGAGGUGGUUCAGGAACUGCUUUGGAUUAAAGAAGGCGAAAGACUGCAUGUGUGGGUGAAUAAUGAUGCAGCCGGCAAUCCGGAAGAAGUGAUGGAGCUAAUAGUUGGUGAGGAAGAAAGAAGAGAGGGAAUUAGGGCCGCUUAUUCAAUAACAGAGCAGUGUAGUUCCUCAUUUAGCAUUGAAGGGCUCGGAAUUGGCAUGAGAUGGGGAAGAUAAGUUAUG
Molecule: messenger RNA, 1548 nt
Organism: Cryptomeria japonica (Japanese cedar)
Lineage: Eukaryota; Viridiplantae; Streptophyta; Pinopsida; Cupressales; Cupressaceae
Product: putative wall-associated receptor kinase-like 16
Exons: 5
Coding region: 1-1542 (513 amino acids)
Biological process (GO): protein phosphorylation; cell surface receptor signaling pathway
Cellular component (GO): plasma membrane
Molecular function (GO): ATP binding; protein serine/threonine kinase activity
Source: RefSeq, a predicted model, not a curated record